AUGGGUGACUGGAACCUGCUGGGCAGCAUUCUAGAAGAGGUCCACAUUCAUUCCACUAUCGUGGGCAAGAUCUGGCUUACCAUACUCUUUAUCUUCCGCAUGCUGAUCCUGGGUGCAGCUGCUGAGGACGUAUGGGACGACGAGCAGUCCGAGUUUGUCUGCAACACUGACCAGCCAGGCUGCAAGUCGGUCUGCUACGACCGUGCAUUCCCCAUCUCCCUUAUUCGCUACUGGGUCCUGCAAGUCAUCUUUGUCUCUGCGCCCUCGCUGGUCUACAUGGGCCAUGCCCUCUACUGCAUCCAAGCACUGGACAAAGAGCGCCACCGCAGACGGGCCCAGCUCAGGGAGGAGCUGGACGAGGUUGAGUCGGCUUUGGACGAACAUAAGCGCAUGGAGAGGGAGCUAAAGAGGCUGGAAGAGCAGAAAAAGGUGAAGAAGGCUCCUCUCAGAGGCUCUUUGUUGAGAACCUACAUCAUCCAUAUCCUUACACGCUCUGUGGUGGAGGUCUGCUUCAUCCUGGGCCAGUAUACACUCUAUGGCGUCCAACUGGAGCCACUCUAUAGGUGUGAGAGGAUGCCAUGCCCCAACAGUGUAGACUGUUACAUCUCCAGGCCCACAGAGAAGACCAUCUUCAUGGUCUUCAUGAUCGUCAUUGCUGGUGUGUCACUUUUCCUCAAUGUUCUGGAAAUAUCCCACCUGGGCAUCAGGAAAAUCAAACAGACACUGUACGGAGAGAGGUACGCGGAAGACGACAGUUUGAUUUACAAGUCCAAGAAGAAGGCGUCCUUUCCACACCUUUGUGUAAUGAGUAAUGUAUCACCUCACAAUGGGCCUUUGACUCAGACCUUCAAAGUGAUUCCAGAGGCGGACAUGAAGCCUCUUUAUUACAACACUGGGCUCAAAGCCAACCAGGAUGCAUCGAGACACAACAGCUUGGCUUAUGUGGGACACAGUCAGACCAGCUAUAUCUGUCCCCAACCUAGGAUGCCACCCAGGUCUGGCCAGAACUGUGAAAUCCAAGCCCCACAAACCCAUGAAGGUCCAGAGGUCCAAACAGCUAAGGUGGACCACCAUCCAGCUUGGGCGUCUGCUGCGUCUAUUACGGAGGGAAGUGCAACAAGCCAUCAUGAGGAUCCCAGUGAGGGAGAACACCCUCACCCGAGCCAUUUGGAAGCUCUGCUUUGCGCUAGCAUCUUAAGGCCCAGUGCUAUCAGAGACCUGGAUGAAGAUGAGCGUAGGGAGUCAAUGGGAAGCCAAGUACUGAUCCCCAACCCCAGGAAGACCAGCUUCAUGACCAGGCCACCAUCUGAGAGCUACUCCUCCAUCAGUGGCUCCACGAGCCCUUCCUUACAUACCUCAGAGGAGUCGGAUGAACUGGGCUCCCUGCAGGGAGACAUGCCCAUGAUGCCGCCUGCCGGAGGCCGAAGAAUGUCAAUGGCAAGUAAAGAGCAGCGAUUGUCUCAUGUGUAUGAACCGCAUUUCACACUAGUCCGGAACACUGAAGGCAACGUUAUUGAAAACAGAGUGCACCUGACAAUCUGGGAGCAGUUUACUACUCACCUGGGUUUUGUCUGCCCAAGGUCUCUGUGUGUUUUCACUUCAUCAAAGUUGAUUUGA
Perca flavescens (yellow perch) is the source of this 1617-nucleotide messenger RNA. It is a transcript of the gene gja10a, whose product is annotated as gap junction protein alpha 10 a. Lineage: Eukaryota; Metazoa; Chordata; Actinopteri; Perciformes; Percidae. The coding region runs from base 1 to 1617 and encodes 538 amino acids. Gene Ontology annotation, molecular function: gap junction channel activity. The record is from RefSeq and is a predicted model, not a curated record. The transcript has a single exon. Gene Ontology annotation, biological process: cell-cell signaling. Gene Ontology annotation, cellular component: connexin complex.